CCGUAAACCCUUGCUCGACUCCUCUCCCGCCGCGCGCGCGCGCUCUCUCUCUCUUCCUUCGCUAGGGUUCGCUUAAACCCUAGCGAAUCCCCUCCAACAAUGGCGACGCCGCCGCCCCCCGCCCACGCCAUGAAGAGGAACUACCGGUGCGUGCCCUCGCUGCAGCAGUUCUACAGCGGCGGCCCCUUCGCCGUCUCCUCCGACGGCGCCUUCAUCGCCUGCGCGUGCGGCGACGAGGUGAAGCUCGUGAGAUCUUCCGACGCCUCCGUGCGCGCCACCCUCGCCGGCGACUCCGAGGCCGUCACCGCCAUCGCCCUCGGCCCCGGCGACCGCCUCCUCUUCUCCGCCACCCACAGCCGCCUCAUCCGCGUCUGGGACCUCGCCUCCCUCAAGUGCAUCCGUUCUUGGAAGGGUCAUGAUGGUCCUGUGAUGGGCAUGGCAUGCCAUUCUUCCGGUGGAUUGCUUGCAACGGCAGGAGCGGAUAAGAAGGUAUUGGUAUGGGAUGUUGAUGGUGGCUUUUGUACACAUUUCUUUAAAGGCCACAAGGGAGUUGUCACAAGCAUCAUGUUCCACAGUGAUCCAAACCGCUUACUACUGUUCUCAGGAAGUGAUGAUGCAAGUGUACGAAUAUGGGAUCUGGAAACUAAGAAGUGCAUUGCAGUGAUGGAGAAGCAUUUCUCAGCAGUUACUUCCUUGUCAUUAUCGGAAGAUGGGCAGCUAUUACUUAGCGCUGGAAGAGAUAAGGUUGUGAAUAUAUGGGAUGCGUGUAAUUAUAGCUUCAAGAUGACUGUGCCGACUUAUGAGAUGGUGGAAGCUAUUUGCAUUAUACAAUCGGAUAGCAACUUGUCCACUUGUUUGGGAUCAAAGAAAUCUCAAAUUGGGAAGAGUAAAUCAAAUGGUUCUCUGCGAGUUCAUUUUCUCACAGUUGGUGAGCGUGGGGUUGUACGCAUUUGGAGCUCAGAAGGUGCAGUUUGCAUAUUUGAGCAGCAAUCUUCUGAUGUAACUCUUAGCUCUGAUAAAGAUGAUUCUAGAAGAGGGUUCAUAUCAGCUAUUUUAUUACCAUCAGAUCAAGGAUUGCUCUGUGUCACUGCUGAUCAGCAGUUUCUGUUCUAUCAGCCGAUAAAAGAUGUUGAAGGGACAUUUCAGUUAAACCUAUAUAAACGCCUUGUGGGUUACAAUGAAGAGAUUCUUGAUAUGAAGUUUCUUGGUGAGGAGGAAAAAUAUCUUGCUGUGGCAACAAAUUUGGAGCAGGUACGUGUUUAUGAUCUGCAGUCCAUGUCAUGCAGUUAUGUAUUGGCAGGCCACACUGAAAUUGUUGUGUGCCUUGAUACAUGUGUUUCAAGGGGGAUGACGCUUGUGGUUACUGGAAGCAAAGACAAUACUGUAAAGCUGUGGGAUGCUGAAAGGAGAUGUUGUAUUGGAACUGGUAGAGGCCACAUGGGAGCUGUUGGAGCUGUUUCCUUUUCAAAAAAAUGGAAAAUUUUUUUUGUCAGCGGUAGUUGUGACCGUACCAUAAAGGUAUGGAGUUUUGAGGAUGUUCUUGAAGAUGCUGACCAGGAGGUUGAACUUAAAACAAAGGCUGUUGUAGCGGCACAUGACAAAGAUAUUAAUUCCCUCGCCAUCUCGCCAAAUGAUGGCCUUGUUUGUAGUGGUUCUGAGGAUCACACUGCGUGUAUAUGGAGGCUUCCUGAUUUAGUAUCCUUAGUUGUGCUUAAAGGCCACAAAAGGGGAAUUUGGUCUGUGGAGUUCUCUCCAGUUGAGCAAUGCGUGUUAACUUCUUCAGGUGAUAGAACCGUCAAGAUAUGGGCUAUUUCUGAUGGUUCAUGCCUAAAAACAUUUGAAGGGCAUCCCUCGAGCGUGUUGCGAGCUUCUUUCCUCUCACGUGGGACCCAGUUUGUUUCAUGCGGGGGAGAUGGUUUGCUCAAGUUGUGGACGAUUAAGUCAAACGAGUGUAUUGCUACGUAUGAUCAGCACGAGGGAAAGGUGUGGGCGUUAGCUGUUGGCAAGAAGACCGAAAUGCUUGCAACUGGUGGAACUGAUGCAGUUGUUAACUUGUGGCAUGAUUGCACUGCUGAAGAUAAGCAGGAAGCCUUUCGGAAAGAAGAGGAAGCAAUUUUGAGAGGGCAAGAACUGGAAAAUGCAGUAUCCGACUCUGACUACACCAGAGCAAUUCAGCUUGCAUUUGAACUCCGAAGACCGCACAGACUCUUCGACUUAUUUUCACAGCUCUGCAGGAAAGUGGACUCUGAAGAUCUGAUAGAGAAAGUCCUUAUUGGUCUUGGAAAGGAAGAGCUGCGUGUGCUUCUUGAGUAUGUUCGUGAGUGGAAUACAAAACCUAAGUUGUGCCACGUUGCACAGUUCGUGCUAUUUCGAAUUUUAAAGAUUUUCCCACCAACUGAAAUCAUGGAGAUCAAAGGAAUUGGCGAACUUCUCGAAGGCCUUAUUCCAUACUCGCAGAGGCAUUUCAGCAGAAUCGACCGGCUCGUGAGAAGCACCUUUUUGUUGGACUAUGUCCUGACCAGAAUGUCAGUAAUAGACCCACAAUCCGAGCCGCUCCAAGAAAAAAAGGAAUCCAGUUUUUCCCGAAAUCAGGGUCAAAUAAACAGCAUGCCAGCUGAGAUUGGUCGAAAUGAUCAAACCCAGCUUAUAUCAUCGGCAGCUGAGGAAAAUCUCUCUUUGAAGAAACGAAAAUCUAGUAAAUCAAAGAAAGGAUCAGAGAAGAAAGCUAAGUAUGUGUUAUUCGGCGCGGCAUAGUAAAGUUAUAUUCAAGUUUUUUUUUCUUGCUUUUGAGAGAGAGAGAGAAAGGUAGCAUGCUAUCUACUUCGUUUAUUUCUUUAAGGAGUUAUAUUCGAGUUAUCUGCAUUUGCUGCCAUUUUAUUACCUUUUUUUCUUCUGCCAAGUUUAGCAGCAUACAAAUUUUCUAGAGCGCAGUAUAAUUAUGCCUAGCAUGUUAAAAAUGAGGUGUUAUAUUGAUAAUUCUUUUGCUAUUUUUGGGGAAAACAAGAGAAGAAAUAUCAUUUUGGAUUAGAGAAGUUUAUCUUGCUGUGUAAAAACUGACUAUUGGAAGAAAAAGAAAGAAAGAAAAAAAAACAACAACAGCAGAACAGUAAUGUAGUCA
Messenger RNA from Ananas comosus (pineapple), 3118 nucleotides. Its product is annotated as transducin beta-like protein 3. Bases 100 to 2754 code for a protein of 884 amino acids. Gene Ontology annotation, biological process: endonucleolytic cleavage to generate mature 5'-end of SSU-rRNA from (SSU-rRNA, 5.8S rRNA, LSU-rRNA); endonucleolytic cleavage in 5'-ETS of tricistronic rRNA transcript (SSU-rRNA, 5.8S rRNA, LSU-rRNA). Lineage: Eukaryota; Viridiplantae; Streptophyta; Magnoliopsida; Poales; Bromeliaceae. Gene Ontology annotation, molecular function: U3 snoRNA binding; protein binding. The transcript has 14 exons. Gene Ontology annotation, cellular component: small-subunit processome; 90S preribosome; nucleolus. The record is from RefSeq and is a predicted model, not a curated record.